Gadus chalcogrammus (walleye pollock) is the source of this 4471-nucleotide messenger RNA. It is a transcript of the gene tdrd6b, whose product is annotated as tudor domain-containing 6. The coding region runs from base 168 to 4346 and encodes 1392 amino acids. The record is from RefSeq and is a predicted model, not a curated record. Gene Ontology annotation, biological process: spermatogenesis. Lineage: Eukaryota; Metazoa; Chordata; Actinopteri; Gadiformes; Gadidae. The transcript is spliced from 4 exons.
UGCACGGUGCGGUCGAGGUCCUAGGAAGUACUACUGAUAUUUGGGUUCAAUCGUUAACGUCACUAAUUUGUAGUCUGGAUUUUGAUUGACUAUCGGACCUAUUUUCUUUUUUAUAAAGGACUGAACGACAAUUGGAACAACCGGAUGAAGGUGACAUUGGAAAUUAAAUGGACUUGAAAAUGUUUUCAAUAUCAGAACCUCCAACGUCCGGAUCGGAGGUGGUGUUCGUGGUUAAAAAGGUCUGUUUUAAGAGCCAUUUCGGUCUGGUGGAACUGUUGGUGGACAUCGGCUAUGAAGUUAAAGGCGUCCAGGAGAACAAGACUGAGGAAGUAGCGUCUGAUCAAAUCAAUCCCGACUCAAAAGAUAACCCUGUCCCGGAAUGUGUCUUAACAAAACGGCAGAAUAUAAUGCCAUACCAAUUAGAAACCUGCUUUCUCGCUAAUAUUCUGCCUUUUACAGAGAAAUGGUCAGAAAAAGCAACAAUAUUUUUGAAAUCUGUACUUGACAAGCAAAUGAGUGGAUUGGUUGAAGAUGUACUGAUGCCAGACGGGAUCAUCCUCAUUGACAUUCCGUUGAUCGGCAAUUUUCUAUCCCGCCAUCGGAUGGCAAAGAAGAUUGAAGCUGGCCACUUCAGGAGCCUGGUCCUCUCAUCUCUAGAUUCCCCUACCAGUCCUUCCACGCCGUGCUCCUUAAGCACUUCACUGUCUAAUGGUGGGGAUGUGCCAAAACAAUACCUCUACCUCGAACUGCAAUCUGGAUUCUUUGAAAAUGUCAAGGUGACCCAAGUGACGGAUUCAAUGAGCCUGUUCUGUAAACUCUCAAUAUUCUCCAAAGAGCAGGAGAAGCUCUCCAAGCAGAUGCAGCUGCACUAUGAGGGAAGGUCUACCCUGGGGCCAGCUAGACCAUGGGCGAGUGGAUCCCCGUGUGCCACCAGAAGCGCUGACGGCACAUGGCAGCGUUCCCAACUGACCCAAGCCGCAGUGAGCGACACUGGCUUCGUGGACGUGCUACACGUGGAUCACGGGGAGACUCAAAGGAUCCCCAUGUCUGAAGUCCGACAUCUGCACGACAGCUUCCUCCGAAUACCGGUCUUCGCGUACCACUGUGCUCUCGAUGGAGUGGACGGCACCACUCGGCCCAAAGACCAAAUAGAUGUUCUGAAAUCCCUGAUGCGUGGUUCUGUUGUGGCUAAAUUUGAAUGCUACGAUGCAGUGAAGAAUAUCUAUGAUGUCCGGUUGUUUGGAGAUAACGCGGCAUGCAUCAAUGCUUAUUUUAUAGAGGAAUCUAUUGUUCUUUCAGACUCGAGGCACGCCGGUAAGGAUUCCUUGGCGGAAGACCGUACCACGCCAUCAGAUACAGAUGAAACAGAAAAUAGUUUCAUCCCCAAGGUCGGCCUGACGGAUCAGUUCUUUCAAUGCAGCGCGUCACCCAAGUCUGCAAACCCACCAGCAAACAGGAGAACAGACAACGACAAAUGUGUUGACAAGAAAUGCUGGCCCGAUCCAUCGCCCCUCAGGAAGGAAAACGCAAACUCUGUGAUGCAGAAUGGAUCCGCUUCUGCCCAAACCCCCGAUGUGGAGAAGAAAAACAUUUGUGAACAAAUUUUACCGGUAGGAAGCUGUGUGGCGGUGAAAGUAACUUUCAUUGAAAGUCCAUUAAUGUUUUUCUGUCAAAUAUUAGAAAACAGAGAAUCUCUUCUGCUCCUAAUGAAGGAUUUGCAAAGUUAUUAUGACACUUCCAGGGUCGAGAAGCCUGUCAUUGAUUUCUGUGUUGCCCGGCACCCAGACAACCACAUGUGGUACCGCGGGAGAAUAAUGGACCGCAAGUCAUCAAUGACGGAUGUCAGAUUCAUAGACUACGGUCACAUUGUCCAGGUUCCUUUGAAAGACCUACGCUCAAUUGAUCCACGCUUCAUGUGUAUGAAAGCGCAUGCCCUUCAGUGCUGUUUACAAACCCCAUUGCACCCAGACAACCCCAGUGCUGCUCCUUGGACAGAUGGGGCCACAGAAGAAUUCCGCAAGUUCGUAGAUGAAGGAGAUUUCUCCAAAGGCGAGUUGAAAUGCACCAUCAAAGCUAUGACACGCAACCCACAAGGUUUUGCAUGUAGCGUUGUCGAAAUCGGGACCCCUCUUCAGAGUGUAUGCGACCUGCUCACUCGGCUGUCAGUGUCACAGUCUGUACACCCUCCGGAGGUUAUUACUGUUCCACUCGUCCCAACGGGAUACAGUCACUCAACCCACAACCUGGAAGUCGGUUCCAGGGAGGAGGUGUCCAUCACAUGCUCCGUUAGUGUCAAUCAUUUCUACUGCCAGCUCACCAGGAACAACCCUUCGUUUGACAGAAUCAUGGAAGGCGUUCAGCAGCUUCUGGCCAGUCAGUCGCAAUGCACUGGUCUUCCUCUGGUGGUCGACAGCGCAUGUAUCGCAAGGUACACGGACAACAAGUGGUACAGAGGUCAUAUAAAGAAGACAGGUACUCAGCCCCAGGUUUGCUUUGUGGAAUUUGGUGAUGUCGUGUCAUUGAAAAUGUCAGACGUUCUUCCCGUUCCAGCAGAAUGUAGUGCCGUCCGAUCGCUUCCUGUGCAGGCUGUCGAAGUUGGCCUGUUUGAUGUUCCGGCAGAUGCACCAAAGGAAAUCAACGACUGGUUUGAAGAGCACGCCGUCGGCCACUGUUUCACCAUCUCUGUCGAGGAAAUAGACUCCAGUGGGAAGCUACUUGUGGUACUCUUCGACGGGACAUUGAAUGUAAAUCUUACAAUCAAAGCGAGGACAGUGAUGGCAAAAAAACGAAAUGGCUCACACCCACAGCCCGUUCCUUCGCCGUCUUCAGGCGCCGAACGGCACGCACUGGAAAUCCCAGUGGACCACUGUCAAAUGCAAAAACUAACAAUCACUGAACCAAAGAUGAGGACCGCGCAACCAAACGAAAUGUGUGGCAGAAAUGGGCCCCAAGCAAAGGUGGAGCAGAGUGGACCGUCCGUAGCAUAUGCCCUGCUGGACACGAAUAAACCUGUGCAACCUUCAGUGGCACCCAGUAAUGCCUUAAAAAAUGCAACACUGGCAGACCUUCCCCCAAAGCUAAUAGAGCAAAGAUCGUCAUUUGCUGUCCAUGUUUCCCAUUUCAAGAACCCUUCAAGGGUUUUUGUUCAACUCCAACAGGAUGAGAAGGACAUAUACGCCAUUGUGGACAAACUCAACGACCAAGACGGGGUGUUUUCCGGUCCAGUUCAAUUUGACAGCUUGAAUGUUAGUGAUUUGAUCAGUGCAGAGUUCCCUGACGACAGUGCAUGGUAUCGUGCAGUUGUUGGGAAGAAGCUUGACGACGGGUCACUCGCAGUAGAGUUCAUAGACUUUGGCAACGAGGCCACGAUCCCUUGUGGUAAGACGUGCUACCUCGACAAGGAAUUCCUAGCUCAGCCACGGUUCGCUAUUCCAUGUCAAUUUGGAGAAAUCAGCAACGAACAAGAACAGUGGGAUCAGGAGGCGAUAUCGGCGUUCAAAAGUGAUACUGUGGAAAAUCCUGAGAAGACUUACUCGUGCACCUUCAUGAAAGAAACUCGAGACAUUUGGGAUAUUGUUUUGGUCGACCAGGGCGUUGCAUUGUCACAGAAACUCAUCCAGCAACCUCAACCCGGAUCAAACUCAAAGCAAACCGAUUGCACUGAAGGAACCUCCAGAUACCCCAAGCCGGACGUCCUCCCAAACUGUCUGUAUCAGGUGUUUGCGACGUGCAUUGUGGGACCGCACUUCUUCUGGUGUCAGCAUGAGAACCCGGAGGUUCUGGACAAGGUGACCAAGCUCACAGAGGAGGCCGGACGAUUGGGAGGGCAGGACCCCGCCUGGGUCGGGACCCUGAGCCUCGGCAGUCCCUGCCUCGCCCUCUUCCCCGACGACAAUCAUUGGUACCGCGCUCAGGUCAUCCGCAGGACCGGCGACGCCAUCUCGGUUUUGUUCGUAGAUUACGGCAAUGAGACAGAGGUCGACGUGAGCGGCGUGAAGGCGGUGCCCCGGUUCCUGUUCGAGUCGGCGCCCCAGGCGUUCCUCUGCGCCUUGGAAGGGUUUGACGAGUCGAAGGGCACCUGGGAGGAGUGCGCUUCUGACGAAUUCUACGAACUCCUGGUGGACAAGGCUCUCUGCGUGACUCCGCUUAGUGUGGGGGACAACCUUUACACGGCGAUUCCUCAGUACACCGUGAGGGCGGAAAUUGGGGAAACGGUGGUGAACAAAGCAAUGGAAAAUCACUGGAAAGCUUUGGGAGGUAAAGAUGGUGACAUCAGCCCGGCGCAGAGCCCCCCAUUGUUGUUAAAGGACAAAGUUAUUAACUCCAGCAGCCUACCAUGUUACUAAAGGCUUUCCCAGAACGACCAUUAAACAUAAACCUCAAAGAAUCGGCAGGACUUGAUUUCAAACAUGACCAGUGGACGGAGAAAAAUAUUAAAAAAUAAAAUCUAUGUAUAAUAAAUUUGAUGUAA